Messenger RNA from Leptopilina boulardi, 2057 nucleotides. RefSeq names its product odorant receptor 13a-like. The transcript is spliced from 7 exons. Gene Ontology annotation, molecular function: olfactory receptor activity; odorant binding. Gene Ontology annotation, biological process: sensory perception of smell; detection of chemical stimulus involved in sensory perception of smell. The record is from RefSeq and is a predicted model, not a curated record. Gene Ontology annotation, cellular component: plasma membrane. Lineage: Eukaryota; Metazoa; Arthropoda; Insecta; Hymenoptera; Figitidae. The coding region runs from base 217 to 1383 and encodes 388 amino acids.
CAAUCAGUAAAAAAUUACUGCUCGAAAAGUUGUUGCAGAUAAUUUUUUUUUUUUUUUUAGAGAAAUAAUAAUCGAUAGAUUUAAUAAUAUAUAUUUAUCUUCAACUACUAAUACUAGUUUAACUCUUAAAAAGUUUUAAUUUUGUGCGUUAGAAUAUAUAUGCUUAAUGAAUCUGCUUGAUGUUUAAAUAAUAAAAGAUAUUUUCUUAAAUAAAUAAUGUACAAUAGUUAUUUUUUAAAAUAUUUUCGUUUUAACAAAUUUUUGCUUCAAUUUUGUGGUGUUUUACCUAUUUCGUCUUCUGGAUUUAUAAUCAAUGGUAUUUGUAUUUUAAUUCCAUUUUGCACUUCUUCAUUCUUGGUUCUUCCUGGUUUUUAUAACAUAAUUUUUCGUCGUGAAGACAUGGCUGUAAUGGGAGUCUUAAAUGUUUUUAGUGAAUUGUUAGAAACUUUAGUAGGGGCUAUAAAAGUGAUAAUACUAUUACCAAAAAGAAGAAAACUUGUCAGUCUUGUUAGACUGUGUAAUGAAUUAUGGGAAAAUAUAGAAAAUGAAAAAGAAGCUCAAACAGUAAAAUAUUAUGCGACAAUAGCAAUGUAUUUGACUUAUGGAUUUUUUAUAAAUGUAUUUUGUGCUCUAUUAGCUUUAGCGGUACAAUCUUUAUUUUCUCAAUUCGUUUACAACUCUAAUGGAACAAUGGUAUCGAGCAAAGAAUUGCCAUAUUCUAGUGGAAUAUUUCAUGAAAAUAUUCAAUGUUUUUAUAUUUGGUAUGCUCUUCAAAUUCCAGCUGGAUUGAUAAGUAUUAUUCCAGUAAUAGGAGUGGAUACUGCAGUUGCUUUUUUUGUUUUUCACGCUUGUGCCCAUUUUAAAUUAUUACAAUAUCGAAUGUCUAAACUGAAACAAUUAUAUGAAAAAAGUGUUCCAUCAAAAAGUACAUUUGCGGAAAUUGUCAAGAUUGUAAAACAACAUCAACGUAUUUUGAAUUAUUCUGCAGCAAUAGAAAAUAUCUUCAGUCCAGUUGUACUUUUGCAAACUGUUUUAAGCAUAGUAGCAAUUUGCGGAUUUGGAUUUAAUCUUCUAAUGGGAGGACAAGACACCGUGGCUUAUGGUGUCCAUUUAAUAGGAGCUGCUCUACAGCUACUUAUUUUUUGUUGGCCGCCAAAUAAUCUUCUUUUCGAAAGCAUGAAUAUAGGACUAUGCGCUUACGAUUUACCUUGGCAUAGCUGGACAAAAAAAGAAGGAAAAGUUGUAGAAAUCAUUAUUUCUAGAUCUCAAAAAGUUGCUUUUCUAUCAGCGGGAAAGUUUGCACAUAUGUCGCUGAAAACUUUUUCAUCUAUUUUGUCAUCAGCAUUUUCAUUCUUCACUCUUUUAAGAAAAAUAGUGUACUGACGAAGAAAUAAUUGCAACUUUUUUAUUAUUCAUCUAAUAUCAGGACCUAUAUUUUCGAUUUAUGUACUUUCGCCAGCAAAAAAUAAACGUAAUUGCUGCCUGAAUAUAUAUUGACAUCGAAUAUUCGCGAUCUAAAGAUAUAAUUUUUUAUCGUUUAACUAUAUACAUAUAUAGACAGGCUAUUUUAGUUAGACUUUAACCAUAUCAAUUGUCAUUUCUGCUUUUUCUCUUGUAUGGAAAUGGAUAAAAAUUAUUUCUUUAAGUAUUUUUAUUUUAAUAAAAUUUUAUUACAUUGUUGCGGUGUACUUCCCAUAGAAACAUGGGGUUCUAUAAUCAAUACCAUUACAAUAAUAUUGCCAUUUUGUUCUACAAGCUUUUUAGUUCUUCCUGUAUUUUACACAUUCUUUUUUCGGAAUUUAAAUUUUGAAACCGCUAUGACUAUUUUUUCUCUACUGGUGCAGGGAAUCGCUGCUGCUUUCAAAGGUUACUGUCAUGUUGCGUAUACUUGUUUUAAUCUGCGAUAUAGAUGCGGCAAUUUAAUUAAUUGUGUGCCAAAUAUUUUCAGCAUUAUUACUAUUGUCCAAAAGGAAACGAUUGAGAAAUUUAGUUUUCCUUUGCAAUAGUAUAUGGAAAAGUAUAAAGAACGAUGAAGAAGAAGCUCAAGUAGUGAAACA